This is a messenger RNA of Trichomycterus rosablanca, 3502 nucleotides long. It is a transcript of the gene smc5, whose product is annotated as structural maintenance of chromosomes 5. Bases 2 to 3478 code for a protein of 1158 amino acids. Gene Ontology annotation, molecular function: ATP binding; ATP hydrolysis activity; single-stranded DNA binding. The record is from RefSeq and is a predicted model, not a curated record. The transcript is spliced from 25 exons. Gene Ontology annotation, cellular component: nucleus; Smc5-Smc6 complex. Gene Ontology annotation, biological process: double-strand break repair via homologous recombination. Lineage: Eukaryota; Metazoa; Chordata; Actinopteri; Siluriformes; Trichomycteridae.
CAUGGCGCUGGAGGCUAAAAGAAAACGAAUCAGUCAUGUUUUAUCUAACUCACAAACCUCCAACACUCAGUCCACUUUAUCCUCUUUUAGACAGACCGAUGUGGGAAAUGAGUGCAGACCGCGCCUCGUGGAGGGAUCUAUUGUCCGCAUCGCCAUGGAAAACUUCCUCACAUAUGAUCACUCAGAAGUUUUUCCUGGACCAAACCUGAACAUGAUCGUGGGAGCCAAUGGCACUGGCAAGUCAAGCAUAGUGUGUGCCAUUUGUCUUGGCCUGGCAGGAAAAACAGCUGUCCUGGGCAGAGGUGACAAGGUUGGGCUGUAUAUUAAGCGAGGCUGCACUAAGGGCUCAGUCGAAAUUGAGCUAUACAAAGCAGCUGGAAACCUGGUGAUCAACAGGGAGAUUAAUGUAGAAAAUAACCAGAGUGUUUGGAUGAUCAAUGGAAAACAUGCAAGUCAGAAAAAUGUUGAAGAAGCCGUGAAGGAGCUGCAAAUUCAAGUUGGAAACUUGUGUCAGUUUCUGCCUCAGGAGAAGGUUGGUGAGUUUGCAAAGAUGAGUAAGACUGAACUUCUUGAGGCCACUGAGAAGUCUGUUGGACCACCAGAAAUGUAUAACUUUCACUGUGAUCUGAAGAACUGCCGCACCAAAGAGAGAGAGCUGGAGAAUCUGUGCAAUGAAAAGGCAAAAUUUCUGGAGAAAAACAAACAGAGGAACGAACGCAACAAGGCAGAUGUGGAGCGGUAUCAUAUGAGAAGAAGACACCUGGAUAGGAUCCAGAUGCUGGAGAAAAAGAGGCCAUGGGUGGAGUAUGAGACAGCUCGAAAAGAACUGGAGGAAGUAAAGAAGCAGAGAGAGGACAUGAAAAAGACAGUAAAGUCACUAAAGGAAGCACAAAAUCCUCUGCUUAGAAAGAUCCAAUCUAUAGAGAGUCAACUACAACCCAUCGAGAAUCAGAUGAAGGACAAGACUGCUAAAAUUAGAGAGGCAUCACAGAAAUGUAAACAGAAACAAGACCAACUGGAUUUCAAGUACAAGGAGAUUGAUGACAUCAAGCAGCAACUGAGCCUUAAGCGAACUGAGGAGGUGGACCGUCAGAAGCGCAUUGAGAAUACCCAGCUUAUGAUCCGGGACCUGCAGGCUGAGCUGGACAACAUGGGCACCCAGGAGGAUGUCACCCCCAAGAUUGAAGCGGUUAAUGCAGAUCUCCGGAAGAUCCAGGAAGAGAAAUCCAGGCUAGACGGAGAACUGCAGGACCUUCGCCGGGAUAAAGACGAGGCCAUUGGAGAGUUAAAACGUCUGCAGAAUCGUCUAAGCAGCCUAAACAACAUGAUGAACAGGAAGGAGGAAAAGCUGAGAAGCCAUUAUCGUGACACUCACACAGCCUUGCUAUGGUUAAGAAAGAACCGUCAUCUUUUUGAGGGAAAUGUCUAUGAGCCCAUGAUGCUGGUGAUCAACGUAAAAGAUCCACGUCACGCCAAAUAUGUGGAGAGCCACGUUCCUAUAAACGAUCUGAGAGCAUUUGUCUUUCAAAAGCAGACGGACAUGGAGAAGUUCAUGACAGAGGUACGAGAUGCGCAGAAGCUGAGAGUGAACAGUGUCAUUGCACCCCCUCAGUCGUUUGCUAACAGGCCACCCAUGCGGCCUUUAGACUCUCUUAGGCGCUUUGGGUUUUUCUCUUACCUGAGAGAGCUGUUUGAUGCACCAGAAGAAGUCAUGAGUUACCUGUGCUACCAGUACAAAGUCAAUGAUGUUCCUGUGGGGACAGAGAGGACCAAGAACAUGAUUGAGACGGUUAUAAGAGAGUCUCAGUUGAGGAUGAUCUACACUGCUGAGGAAAAGUAUUCAGUGAAGAAGUCCACAUAUUCCAGUAAAACCAUCUCCAGUAACUCUGCUCUGCGCCCCUCUCAGUUUCUCUCAAUGGCAAUUGAUCCUGAUGAAAGAUGUCAACUUGAAGAACAUCUGAGUGCAGCUCGUCAGCAGGUUCAGAAAAUCGACACUCGUAUGAAAACCAAUCAGGAUGAGCAGGCCAAACUGGAUCGCCGUGACAAUGAUCUUCGCGCCGAAAAGAAGCUUCUGUCUGAGCUGAAAGGCAAGAAGAGACAGCUGGAGCAGAAAAUUAUCACCAAGCAGGAUAGCCUAAGGCAGAUGAGACAAGGUGGGAUCAACCUGCAGAAAGCUGAGGAAGAAGCUAAUGUCAGAAUCUCAGGUGUAAAUGACAAGAAAGUGACUAUAGUGGAGGAGUUUCUGCACUAUAUGAAGCAAAGAGCGAAGCUGAGCAUGGAGAAAGUGUACCUGACCCUCGAGUCAGCAGGUCUCUCAGCUGAGAAAACCAAACUGGAGUCAGACUGCAGAGAAGGAUCAGCUGAACUCAGGAGAGCAGAGCAAGCAUUUACUGAGCUGGACCGGAGGAAGACAAGUCUGUUGGAGACGUGUAAGAAGUUGAUGAGGAGAGCCAGUGAGAUCUGCAACAUGAACCCUGGAGAAACUGUAGUACCAGAGAAUUUACACACGGCUUUUAGUGAGCUGCCGGAUACUCUGGAAGAGAUUGAUGACAUGUUGAAUGAGGAGAAAGCCAGAGCAGAAGGCUUUGCUGAUCUCAGUGAAAGAGUGGUAGAGGAGUAUAACCAAAGAGAGAGGGAAAUAAGGGAGCUGGAGAAUGAGCUGGAGGAAAAGACAAAUGCUCUAAACACCUACAGACAGAACAUCACUGAGGCAAAGGAGCGGUGGCUGAUCCCCCUGAAGCAGUUGGUAGAACAGAUUAAUGAAAAGUUCAGUGAUUUCUUUCGCUCCAUGAAUUGUGCUGGGGAGGUUGACCUGCACUCUGAGAACGAGGAGGAGUACGAUAAGUAUGGGAUCCGGAUUCGGGUGAAAUUCCGCAGCAGCACUCAGUUACAUGAGCUUACUCCACAUCAUCAGAGUGGUGGUGAGCGCAGUGUGUCCACCAUGCUCUACCUCAUGGCCCUGCAGGAGCUCAACCGCUGCCCAUUCAGAGUAGUUGAUGAAAUCAACCAGGGCAUGGACCCGGUUAAUGAGAGGAGAGUGUUUGACAUUGUGGUGAAGACGGCUUGCAGUGGAAAAACCUCUCAGUAUUUCUUCAUCACUCCUAAGCUCCUGCAGGAUUUAAAAUAUGCAGAUGAGAUGACUGUUCUUUGUGUCCAUAAUGGUCCCCACAUGCUCCCACCAAACAAGUGGAACCACAAGGCCUUCAUCAGACGAGUCAAACGCAGGAGCAACCAAGUCGCAGUGGGUCCAGUUUCCCCAGAAAUCACUGGGUGCAAUGCAGUAACAUACACUGGAAAGGGCACCAAUCCAUCACAGGGCCUUGGUCAUCAUUCACCCUCUGUUACUACCAGUCAUGUCUGUAUGCAGAUGCCACAGUGGCUGAACGCAGGACCUUCUUGCUGUGAGGCGACAGUGCUACCCAUCGAGCCACCAUGCCGCUUGGCCAGUAAACUGUCUAAUACAUUUCCCCUUGUCUAAGGUGUUUCUUUAAUAUGCUCUGGA